Messenger RNA from Oryza sativa Japonica Group (Japanese rice), 2593 nucleotides. Lineage: Eukaryota; Viridiplantae; Streptophyta; Magnoliopsida; Poales; Poaceae. The record is from RefSeq and is a predicted model, not a curated record.
AUGGAGAUAGGUCUUACACUGGGAAGAGGUGCAGCAGAAACUGUUGUGAGGCCUGCAUUUGACAAAGUGCAGUACUGGAUUGAGCUGCUACAAGGAAAACACACAAGUACUGAAGAAAUGGUGAAUGAAUUGGAUAUCUUGGAAGGCUUGAUCAAAGAUACAGAUAGCAGCAGCGCAAUCCACACACUCAAGGCAGCCAGAGGCCAAGCAGAAGACUUGUGUGCAAGUAUUAGAGAUGUUAUUGAUGACGCCAAGAGAUUUGCAAGACUGUAUGAAGAGGCGAAUGUCAGGCUACCCGAUGCAAUCAAUAUAAUGGAUGAAGAUGAGCUCAGUGGCAUGAUACAGCGGUUUCUGAAGCAAGAAGAAAGAAGAUUAUGGAUUGCUGAAGGGUUCAUAAAACGUCAACCAAGACAGACGCGGCAAGCAGUAGCGGAGAAAUACCUCAGUGAUCUUGUUGAUCUUCAUGUUCUAAUGGUGGAAGACAGUUAUAAGUAUGGCAGGCCCAAAAAUUAUAAGGUUCAUGAUUUGAUGCAUCAAGUGAUACAGAAGAAGGCAGAGAAUGAGGAUUUCUGCACAAGUUGUUCUGAUGGCAACCAACAAGCGCCAGAAAGGGUCCGGCGCAUGUCAAUUCAGAUAGAGGAGGACGAUUUCAGACAAAAUGUAAGUCUAUCCAAGCUGCAGACCUUGUUUAUUUCUAACAAGAUACCACAUGUUCCAAAGCUCUUAUCUAGCACUACAGCAUUGAAAGUCCUGAGCAUGCAAGGGUCACUAAUAGAGGAGUUUCCAAAAGAAAUUGGCAACCUAACUCAUCUAAGGUACCUUAAUUUGCGUGAUACCAAAAUAUCCAACCUGCCAAUGUCCUUGGGUAAUCUAACUAACCUAGAGACUUUAAAUCUCAAAGGCACUUUUGUAUCAGAACUACCAAAAUCAAUCCUGAAGAUCCAAAGUCUUCGCCACCUUUUAGCAUACCGAUAUGAUGCACCAAAAAAACCGGAACGACAACCAGAGGCUAUAUUUGGAGUCAGAGUCCCUAAAGGGAUUGGUCAAUUGAAGCAGAUGAGGACUUUCUCAGUUGUAGUGGCAGAUAAAGAAAGCAAGAUAGUUAAGGAGCUUAUCAAUCUUAAAAAGUUGAGGAGAUUGGGAGUUCUGAACCUGAGAAGAGAAGAUGGCUCUGAUCUAUGUGAGUCCAUUGCAAAAAUGGACCAACUUUCCUCUAUUUCAAUAACUGCAAUGGAUGAUGAAUACCUGGACAUACACAAUCUGUCAGUUGUGCCACCUCAGCUUCAGCGUUUAUAUUUGCGAGGGCAGUUGCAGGUGGUGCCACAAUGGUUUACAUCUCUUCACCGCCUUGUGAGAUUACUCUUAAGUGGAUCAAGUUUGAAUGAGGACUCCAUAAAUAUACUUCAAAGCCUGCCACAACUUGCUGAGCUUUCAUUGAUUCGUGCACUUAAUGUGGACCGGAUAGAGUGCCAGAUUGGUGGGUUUAGAAAUCUAAAGAUUUUGGACCUGGAUCAGCUUAAUGGCUUAGUCAAUGUAACACUGCAUGGAUCAAUGGUAAACUUACGUAAAAUGAUCAUAAGGAAUUGCAGGAGCCUCGAAAUGGUGCCAUUGGGCACUGAACAGUUAAUCCAGCUCGAAGAGCUCCACUUUUUUGACAUGCCAAAUAAUUUUCUUGAGAGACUGAGAAAUGGAAAUGAAGAUCAUGCAAGGGUGCAGCACAUUAGAAACAUAUUAUACUACAGUAAAGGGUUUCCGCACAGAUCAAUAGAAGCAACAAUGAGAGGUGGAGCCUGACUCCUGAGACUGUCGCGGAAAUGUCCAAGGUGACUUUCUUAACUGGUUGCAAGUAUCUAGCUCAAAAUGGUACCAUGGAAUUUGCAUUGUGAAACAUGUCUGAGCAGGGACAUAUGAAGAAAUACCACUAAACGCGUGAUAUUUCAGUGGCACAGAACCAAAUUUUCCAGGUUAUAUUAUUUGCGGUAAGUGGCUGCAAACUUUGGAUAAGGCCCAGCAGAAUGUCAACCUAUGAAUCUGAUGUCAUCUGUGAUCACCAGAACACACAUUCUUCAGGACUAACAGAGAAAAUAGAAAACACUAUUAGUGUGGAAUAGAUAGCGACAAUAUCAAGUCCUGCAAAUUCUUGUGUUUAAGCAUUAUCUUUUCAUUGUCUGCCUGUGCGAGUGUUUAUUAGUUUUUUUUUUGUUUUGGGGGCAUUUGAAAGAUAGCUCAUGCAACUUAGUUUUAUCCGGUUCAAGAUAUAUCCUAAGCAGCGCAAAAUCCCAAAACACCUUUCCAUAUCUCUAUCAACAAUCCAAAUAUCUGUAAUCUGACUGGUUAAACAACAGAACGAUACAUGGAGAUUUAGUCACAAAAACUCCAUAACCCCUAUAUUAUCUACAUGAAUCCACAAUCCACCAUGCUGUUCCAUGCCGAGUUAGUAGUAACUGGAGACCUACAGGUGCGAGCCUAGAUGAAUUGCCCAAAUCAGGCGCUCUACAACGAAUCUGGUGGCGCGCGGCAUUGCGGAAUCCGGAAGCGGUAGCAUCACGAUUCGGGGGAAAAUAAUAAAUGCAGAGGCGGAGCGGAAGAAAAC